AUGCAUUUGGGGAGUUUUAUCAACCGGGCAUCUCUUUUCUUUCUUGGUCUUGCCUCCUUGUUAUACUACAGAUAUCUUCCUGCAAGAAAUAUGGCCCAAGAAUCCACAAAUUCCAUUUAUGAAUUCACUGUCAAGGAUGUCCGUGGAAAUGAUGUGCCAUUGAGCAAUUACCAAGGGAAGGUUCUUCUCAUUGUGAAUGUUGCUUCAAAAUGUGGUUUAACACUGUCAAAUUACAAAGAAUUAAAUAUUUUGUACGAGAAGUAUAAUGACCAAGGUUUCGAAAUAUUGGCAUUUCCUUGCAAUCAGUUUGCCUGGCAAGAACCAGGAACUAAUGAGGAAAUUCAAGAAGCCGUUUGCACAAGGUUUAAAGCAGAAUUUCCAAUUUUCGAGAAGGUUGAUGUCAAUGGGAAGAAUGCAGCCCCACUCUACAAGUUCUUAAAAUCGGAAAAGGGCGGUUUGCUUGUAGAUGCUAUCAAGUGGAAUUUUACAAAGUUUCUGGUGAACAAGGGAGGAAAAGUUGUGGAGAGAUAUGGUCCUAGGACCCCGCCUCUUGAAAUCGAGAAAGACAUACAAGAUGCUUUGGGCUUACCUUGA
Molecule: messenger RNA, 594 nt
Organism: Fraxinus pennsylvanica
Lineage: Eukaryota; Viridiplantae; Streptophyta; Magnoliopsida; Lamiales; Oleaceae
Source: the annotation of a GenBank genome assembly